UGAUAUCAAAUUUUUGGACAAAACAUAAGUGUUGAAAUUAUACUUAGUGAGAAUUUAAGAUAGUAUUUCAAUGAUAUUACGAGAGGGGAAGUGUAUUGAAUUUCAAUUACUUAAAGUUAAGGAAUAUUUUGAAGGUUGCUAAGAUAAUGGAUAUAUCUAUGGGGUUGAGUGUGUUGGGGAUCCUUACACCAUACCAAACGAACCUCCUUUCCUUCUUCCAAAUCCGAAGAUGCAAUAUGCAGAUCUUCCGAUAUUGAUUGCAAUUAGCGAUUCGUUUAUCUACGGUUUGCUUUUUGCUAUUCCAAUUUUGUUAAUGAAGAAGAAGAAGUAAAUCUGAACAGAAUGGGAGAACGCAAGUCUUCAUCUAAGGAAAAAUCUUCCAGAAAGAAGAGGCUCAAAGUUUCCUCUAAGGAUCUUGAAGGCAAAACCUUCAAUUGCAAAUUCUGCAAAACCAAACUUGCCCGUGCUGAUCAACUUAUUACCAAGGCUCUACAUUGCAGAAGUGGAAGAGCAUACCUGAUCAAUAAAGUUUCCGAUUUUGUUAACGAAGAAGAAGAAGUAAAUCUGAACACAAUGGGGGAACACAAGUCUUCAUCUAAGAAAAACUCUUCCAGAAUGAAGAGGCUCAAUGUUUCCUCUAAGGAUCUUGAAGGCAAAACCUUCAAUUGCAAAUUCUGCAAAACCAAACUUGCCCGUGCUGAUCAACUUAUUACCAAGAAGGGUUUCGAUUUGGGGAGAUUGAGGCUGUGUGAAGUGAAAAAUGGGGAGAUUAUUUUUGGUGCAUCCUUAUGGCAAAACUUACAAGUGCAAAUUCUGCGAUGCCAAACUUGGUCACGUUGGUUCACUUGUUUCAAAGUUUUUCAGGAUCUUGAAGGCAAAACCUUCAAUUGCAAAUUCUGCAAAACCAAACUUGCCCGUGCUGAUCAACUUAUUACCAAGGCUUUACAUUGCAGCAGUGGAAGAGCAUACCGGUUCAAUAAAGUGGUAAAUAUAACUUUUGGAGAGAAUGAGGAGAGGACGUUGCUUUCUGGAACGUACACUGUGAAGGAUAUAUUUUGUCGUAUCUGUGGGCAGAUUCUUGGCUGGAAAUAUGAGAAAUCCCAUGAGGAAAGCCAGAAGUACAAUGAAGGGAAAUUUGUCCUUGAAAGAGUCAAGAUCAUUGAUGACGAUGACGAUGAAUUCUACAUUGAUUACUCGUUCAAGCUCAAGUGAUGAUGAAGAUGAAGAUACAGUGUAAAUUGUGGGAGCUUAGUGCACCAAUUUGCAGAUACUUGUAUCUUAUAAACUUAGCAAAAGAAUAGUUGUAUCUUAUCUGGAGAUCUCAGUUGUAUCUUAUCUGUAGAUCUCCCCAAGUUUGUGGAUGUUAAAACUAAGUUGCUGCAGAAGUGUUCUCUAAUCAAUAUGAGCUUGACUUGUGUUAAAUGUUUUAUUGGCCUUGCA
Molecule: messenger RNA, 1440 nt
Organism: Solanum lycopersicum (tomato)
Lineage: Eukaryota; Viridiplantae; Streptophyta; Magnoliopsida; Solanales; Solanaceae
Source: RefSeq, a predicted model, not a curated record